Suillus paluster is the source of this 402-nucleotide messenger RNA. RefSeq lists its product as uncharacterized. The transcript has 2 exons. Lineage: Eukaryota; Fungi; Basidiomycota; Agaricomycetes; Boletales; Suillaceae. The record is from RefSeq and is a predicted model, not a curated record. The coding region runs from base 1 to 402 and encodes 133 amino acids.
AUGAUGCUCAUCAUCGAGAGUGGUGCGCUCUAUCUCGUAACACAAAUCGUGUUCAUUGUGCCCUUCGUGAUACAACACCCUGCACAAGUCAUCGUGGCGGUGAUUGCCGCCCAGAUAUACGGCAUUGCACUUAUCCUCAUAAUUAUUCGAGUUGGUUUGGGAAUUUCAUCAGAGCAUACCACCAAGGCAAUAAUGUCCGAAUGGAUCGCACGCCGUGGGGAUGACACAGGCACUUCGAGUACCCAGCUCACUGUUGAACGUAGCAUGACCGAGACCGAUAUGGAUAUUCGGAUGAACGACUUCAAUCUCACCCGUAUGAGGGGACACGACGAGACCGAGAUUGCAGAGGUUGAAUUGGCGCCUGUAAGCACUUAUGAGCACAAAGGUGCUUCGCUUGUAUAA